Molecule: messenger RNA, 452 nt
Organism: Ciona intestinalis (vase tunicate)
Lineage: Eukaryota; Metazoa; Chordata; Ascidiacea; Phlebobranchia; Cionidae
Source: RefSeq, a predicted model, not a curated record
UAAGUAUUGCCAUUAGGUUAUUUGAGUAAUUUUCCAUGUCAGACUUCUCGGGAAAAAAAGCACUUCCUGAUUUUUCAACGAAAAUUUCGGAAAUCAUUACGUUUAAUAACCACGAUGUUUUCUAUAUAAGACGGUUUGUUUGGCUACGAAAUCAUCACUUCACUGAAGAUAUCAAAAUGAACAAGUCAGCACUUCUUCUUUUACUUCUCGUCGGACUCGUCGUCCUUAUUGAAACCACUGAUGCUAAUACUCUACCAGGCAUUUUUGAUAGAAAAUUUUGGACCAGAAAACAUUGGAGCCAAGUCGGAAAGGGUCUUAAGAGAUGGAAUCAGAAACAAAACGUUGAAAACAUGGACCUUGAUGACGAGAUUCAAUAUUAUGAAGAAUAAACGCCUAAUCAUGUUAAGGCUAUAAGAUCGUACGAUUUAAAUAAAUUGUAUAUCAGCAAAAUA